UUAUUAUUAAGAAAAUUUUCUAAAUUUAAUCGGUUUCUUACGUACAUGCACUUUAAACUUUGCAAUGCUACAUUUAACCAUGAUCUGACAUCAAUUUUACGUUUUAUCAACCGUAGUUUCAAAGACUUUUGUGUCAACUAUAGAUUUCGGUCAUGAAUUCAGAUGAUGACAUGAAUGAAGAGAGCGAUGAUGGCGGAUAUUACGACUACUACAAUUGCUCAGAGGAUUCGGAAAUGGAGCCCGCCGAUCCGAAGAAAACCGAUCCCGAGUACUUUGAAUUCAAAUGUUUGUCGAUUGAGGAUGUCGAGAGACUAUUGAAUGAAUGCGUGGAAAGUCUAUGUGCCAAUAUACCUGUAACUCCUUCACUUGCAAAGCUACUCCUACACACACAUCAUUGGAACACCGCUGAAAUUAUUUCCUCUUACAGACAAGAUGCAUUUAAAUUGCUGAUUGAUUCUAAGAUCAAGCCUUCGAAAUCUCCGGAAGUGGAGUUUCAGGUUGUUCGAGCCUCAAAAUCUUUCAACUGUUCUGUGUGCUUAAUGAUGUAUUCUGGGGAAUAUUUCCGUGCUCUAGCGUGUGGGCAUUUUUUUUGCAAAGAAUGUUGGUCCACUCAUUUUGAAAUUCAAAUUUUUCAUGGCAUCACUACAACAAUGGAGUGUAUGGCCCAGAAGUGUAGCUUACUGGUACCAGAAGAUUUUGUUCUUAAUAUUGUCAAUAAGUCUUCCUUGCGUGAAAAGUAUCAGCAGUUUUCAUUUUCAGAUUAUGUUAAGAGUCAUCCAGCCCUUCGGUUCUGUCCCGGACCUAACUGUCAUAUUAUAAUUUAUGCCAAAGAAUUUCAGAGCAAAAGAAUAACGUGUAAGCAUUGCAAAACAGUAUUCUGCUUCAAAUGUGGAACUGACUAUCAUGCUCCAACUGAUUGUGAGACGAUAAAGAAAUGGCUCACGAAAUGUGCAGAUGAUUCAGAGACUGCAAAUUAUAUUUCUGCUCACACAAAAGAUUGCCCAAAAUGUAAUAUUUGUAUAGAGAAAAAUGGAGGCUGUAAUCAUAUGCAAUGUUAUGGUUGUAAAUUCGACUUUUGUUGGAUGUGUUUAGGGGAUUGGAAUUCUCAUGGCAGCGAGUACUACGAAUGCAGCCGAUACAAAGAGAAUCCGAAUAUCGCUAAUGAAUCGGCUCAUGCUCAAGCUAGAGAAGCUCUUAAAAAAUAUCUCUUCUACUUCGAAAGGUGGGAAAACCAUGCAAGGAGUCUUCGACUGGAAGAACAGACACUCCAAAAAAUCAAAGAUAGAAUAGAUGAAAAAGUAAUGGCUAAUGAAGGAACUUGGAUAGAUUGGCAAUAUCUUAGAAAUGCUGCUGCCUUACUAGCAAAGUGUCGAUACACCUUGCAGUAUACUUAUCCGUAUGCAUACUAUAUGGAAAGUGGUCCUAGAAAAGAAUUGUUUGAAUAUCAGCAAGCUCAACUUGAAGCAGAAAUUGAAAAUUUAUCCUGGAAAAUUGAGCGAGCUGAAACAACAGACAGGGGUGAUUUAGAAAAUCAAAUGGAUGUGGCUGAGAAAAGGAGAACUACACUUUUAAAAGACUUUUUAGCCCUUUGACUAGGUUUCUAUACAAAAUUAGGCACAUCAAAAAGACAACAUUCUGCAUCGUGACCUCGCAAUCAGUUAGGAAAAAAAGUACUUGUGAUUAUUUCCAUAACCUAUUUAAAGGAUAUUUUUUGUUACACAAUAAUGCAAAACUUUUAAAGUCACGCUAUUCAACUGUUAGUAAAAUGUUUCGUAAUAUGAAAAGCUAAAGUAGAGAAUAAACAACAUUAGGGUUUUGUGCUGUACAACAUAAAAUUUCCUUAAAUUUAAUGUUCUUAAAAUUUUGUCUGUAAAAACUUGGGUUGUUGGGCUUUAAAAAAUUAAUAUUUUUACGCAUAAGCGAGUGUAGUUUUCUUUGUUUUCCGAAAAAAAUUAGAACAGAAUUAACAGAAAGGUAGUGUACACAAAGGUUCAACGGAAACGUUAAAGAAAAAAUUAAUCAAAACAUGAUUUAGUAUGAUUAAAGCAAUUUUUUUUUUUAAACUAAAUGAUCAAUGCUCUCUUAUUAGGACCAAUUUAAAAUUUCACUCUACCUCUCAAAAGUGUAAACAUAUUCAAAAAAAAAUUUAAAAUAUGGAUUUUUAAAUUAAUUUUUGUUAAACAGUUUUGCAUUAUAUAUUUAUUUGAAUUAUAGAACAUAGAUUUUCUUCUUGAUUUAUUGAAUGUUAAGUUGGCAUUAUAUGGUGCUGUAGUGUAGGUAUUUUGAUACUUCAGAAGCAUUGAAGCUAAUCAGUGUAUGCUUUUUGUGUAGGAAAUUUGGAGCAUUAAAUAUAUAGACGUGCAAUGCAUCUAUUGCCAUGAUCUUAGUUUAAAACCACUUGUAUUAAACUGAUCGUAGUCAAACCAAAUUUUUUAAAAGUUAUAAUAAUAAAGAAAAUGGCUAUAGAUUCAGAGAAAACCACGAUAUUAGAAACAUUCACAUUUUUCAUGUUAGAUAUUGAAAACAUUUCAUUAACCAGAUGAAUUAGGUGGAAUAGCUUCUAUGUAUUUAUUGCUCUAACUUUGAAUUUAAGCUUGUUAUGCAAAUACAGUGCAACCUCAGAAAAACAAACUAAUUGGCCCUACUAGAAUUUCUGCAAGUUUUUUUAUCUGGUACUCUACUUAAACUAGUUAUUAGCUCAAUAGUGUUUUGAAAGUCUUUGUUUUCGGUUAAUAAUGAAGCAAUUUUACCCUAGAUAAAGCAAGAAUGCUUAAUGUCAUUUACAAUAUACUGCCGUGUGCAGGUAAAGGGCAGUAACUGCAAAUUUUUCUUUUUUUUACAUUUUUGUCAUCUAUUGUAUGUUAUCUUUAUUGUACAAGCUUGCUUAUUUGGGUUCUGCUGAAAAAAGGCGUCAAAAAGACUUCUUAUUCCAGCAUUUCCUUAUUGUUAGUAUUGAAUCCAAAACGCGUUUCUUCAAAGAUCUCGAAAACUCAUUUCUGCAGAUACUGCCGUUUGCCUGCACACGGCAGUAUAGCCAGGAGUGAUAGUGGACUGAAGUAAAAUUUUCUGAAGACAUAGUCAAAUUUUGGGAUAUUUAGAGUCAGCUUGACCCCCCCCCCCCCCCCCCGAGUAAAACUUUUCAAAUAUGCAUACAAAAGUCACAUAAUAAUCAUUUAAAUAAAUCAUUUAAAAAGUUUUUUUUAAAUAAUUUUUCAGUUUUAGAUGGUGUUGACAGCCCAAAAUUUUUUCGGAUCAGAAACACCCCAGGUUAACUUUCUUGUACAAACAUGCUUAUUUGGUUCCUGCUGUAAAAAAAUCAUUAAAAAAGUCUAAUUCCAACAUUUUUCUAUUGUUAAUAUUGAAUCCAAAAUGAGUUUCUUUACUGUCUUAAAAUCUAUUUCGGUAGAUAUUGCUGUUAACCUGCCCAUGACAGAGUAGCGUGAAUAGUGUUGUAAGUAUCGUACAGUACAGAAUUAUUGUAAAGAAAUCCGAAGCGUGUGGGGCUGCAACAUCACCUUAGCAAAUAGAUUUUAUUCCUUUCCAGUUUAGAUGGGUCAAAAAAAUCUUUCUUUUUUUUUGUCAUAAAAUGUUAGUAAAACUGUUCUAGAAUAUGUUUCCCAAAUUUCAGUGAAAAAUUCCAGUUAGUUCCAAUGCUGUAAGCACUUAUAAUGACUGUGCAGAUUCGGAAACGCUCACAGCAGUUUUUUUCUUUCAAACUCGUUUUUCUCGAAAAAACUUUCUUCAACUGGUGGGAUUCUAGCUCAAAGAGUUAUUGACCAAUCGUUCUGAAAAUUUAUGUGAAUAUUCUUUAUUUAAUUAUACUCUAUAUGAAUCUAAAUUUGGGAUGAUAUUAUUAAUAAAAAUAUUUUUUAAUUCAAGAAAUGGGAAAAAAUGGUAGAAAAACAUGACAUUGUUAUUAAAAACCUCAAAGACAUGCAAUUUUCAACUUUUUUGAUCACAAUUAGGUUUAUAUUCUUAGGAAAUAUGUUGUUUACAAGAACAAAAAAUUUAUAAUUAUUACAGAUAAAAAUUGGCUUUGGUAGUGCCCACCAGCAACAAGCUCUAAUGGUGACUAGCCAUAGACAGCAGCUUUUAACCCCACUAUUUCUGGUGGAAACGACUUGAAAAAAUUACAAGUAAUACUUCAAAAGAUGUAUAAAAUAUCCCCCAAAUUUAAAGAAAUUCUGAUUAUUUCCUUCCAGUUAAAUAAAUAGGUUAGGCCUCCUAAACUGGUUCCCCCCCCCCCCUUCCCUUAGCAAAAGAUUCCCGAACUAAAAAAGCUGUCAGGAAAAAAACUAACAGCUUUUGAACCAUAGUUAGAUUUGCCUUUUGUUCAAAUCUAAUUUUGAGUGUUCACUUCACAUUCUGAGGUUCCACUGUAUAACGUCUAGUCCAGAGUAUGAAAAAAAAAAAUAGUUAUUUUAGAAAUUUUGAAAUUGAAUUUAUAAUUUAACCAAUGCUGAAUGUUGUCCUUUCAAUUGCUUGAUUUUGUGUGAAUUGAAAACAGAAACCAGAAUGACAUCGAUUUGAAAUGUAUAUAUACAAUGUACAGUGCUCAGGCAUUUUCUUAAAUAAUAAAUGAAAGCAGUCAGUUUUAAUGACUGCCCUUUUUUUCUACA
This is a messenger RNA of Uloborus diversus, 4619 nucleotides long. It is a transcript of the gene ari-2, whose product is annotated as potential E3 ubiquitin-protein ligase ariadne-2-like. Gene Ontology annotation, cellular component: ubiquitin ligase complex; cytoplasm. NCBI's taxonomy places the organism in Eukaryota, Metazoa, Arthropoda, Arachnida, Araneae, Uloboridae. Gene Ontology annotation, molecular function: ubiquitin conjugating enzyme binding; zinc ion binding; ubiquitin protein ligase activity. The transcript is spliced from 14 exons. The record is from RefSeq and is a predicted model, not a curated record. Gene Ontology annotation, biological process: positive regulation of proteasomal ubiquitin-dependent protein catabolic process; ubiquitin-dependent protein catabolic process; protein polyubiquitination. Bases 153 to 1592 code for a protein of 479 amino acids.